Molecule: messenger RNA, 3264 nt
Organism: Soboliphyme baturini
Lineage: Eukaryota; Metazoa; Nematoda; Enoplea; Dioctophymatida; Soboliphymatidae
Source: the annotation of a GenBank genome assembly
UUGCGAACUUUCUUUUUUUCUUUCUGUCGUAUAAGAUACAUUUCAGCGUUUACAAGGUCAGCUUUUAGGUCUGAGUACCAAGCAAAGAACAAAACACCAACCUUGAAGAAGUCAAGUGAAAGCGACUUCGUAACACACCGCUCAGAAUCCAGUUCAGAAAUACGGCCCGAAAGCGAACGGCUGCGUGUAGGCAGUCAGAACACGGUGUGCUUUCUUUGUAGAAAGGAAGUUAAAGGUGAUUUCAUCACCUGUCGAAACUGCAGCUGUUGCCUUCACAGCCCGUUGGCAGAGAACUCAGAAUGCCAGAUAAAGCUGAUGAUUGACAGUAAAAACGAAACAACUUGUCCAAAGUGCUCUUGCCGCUUCACUGUUCUGACUACUGCUAGUUCGACAGAAGAGAGUGUCACAAACGGUUAUCUCGUUUGUAUCGUUUGUGACCAGGCAUUAGACAGGGAUGAACGCUCCGAAUCUUAUUGCUCAGACGAAUGCUUGGAAAAUUUGUUGAAGCAGUUAGAAAGCUGCUACCACUGCGAUGACAACGUGACUGUCAAAAAGAUGGGUAAGCGGGGAACUAUCAUUUUUGGAAAGGAAGCGCCAAAGUUAGCAAAUCUAAAACUUUGGCUGAAGGCAAAUCCUACGUAUAUUCCAUUACUGCCCCCACGAUGGGAUGUGAGGAGCAGUUCGGAAAAUUUUAUGAAGGACGAUAAAAUCGCAUUAAAGCAACAUGUGAACGAAUGCGGUAUUCAAGAAACGAAUAAAAAGAAACGAUCUGAGGAUACUGUCAUGAUUUCGGUGCCCAGCUCGCCUGCGACAGUUCAAAACAGAAACAGCAUAAAAAGACACUUAAGCGAUAUCUUAAUGAACAGGGCCAGACUAGCGACUGACGUGCUGAUGGGCAGCGACGAUAUCAAACGGUUGGCAAGUGCUAUAGAAAACGAAAUCUACCGCCACUGUAAAGGGUUUAACGCCGAGUAUAAACAAAAGUUAAAAUUUCUGUCAUCGAACCUCAAAAAUAUGAAGCACAACUCUUUCUUUCGACGUGUGAUCCGUGGUGAACUGACACCAUUGGCGCUCGCUCAAAUGGGUGAGGAGAAAUCAGGUGGCAAGGAUGUGUCCGGCGCCGUACAUUACGCAAAGGAAACCAAGAACUGCAGCUUAUCAUCGACUGACAGUGCAUGCGACCAAUAUGGUUUGCUCGAUACCACCGCCAAGCACAAAUCUCAUUUGUUCGACCUGAAUUGCAGAGUUUGCACCGGUCUUGCGAAAGACUUGCGGCCCGCUGAAGAAAAGUUGUCCAGAAGUCACCAGAUUAGCCAAAAACAAGAAGAAUCAAGUUCGCCCGAUGACAAGUCGACUGAUCGCGCGUCAUGUGAUAGCAAAUCGGAUCAUACCCGUGAUGUACAUUCUGAAACUUGCGUUCAUCGGACGGACGCCCUCAACUUGACUAGCGACAGUGUUAGUCUGGCACCGGUUGUUGCACAUCAUUCCUCAUCUUUCUCGGCUUGCUCGGAGUCGGUCGACGCAAAGAGACCAACGCCGAAAAGGGUUACCGUCGUGAAGCCGUUGUGUGACCACGCAACGACGCCGAUUGAGCUUAAGAGCGGUGAUUUUUUUUGCGACACCGUGUGGUCUGGAACCUUGGACAUGCCCAGCUAUUUGACGUUCGACACUACUAUCGAACCGGUGUCUGGACCGGCAGGCCUAUUGAAGGGCGCUCUCUGUCCAAAGUUGACGAUAAUCGGUCGAAUUCCGUCAGUAAUCGUCUACAACUACGUUACUCAGGUUCAGCGCUGGGCCGGCCAUUACCUUAUUGUUGUUCGCUUCGCUGAACCAUUCAUUGUUGAAGACCGAAACCGCUACCACGAUCUCUACAACAACAUGGUCCUUAAGGAUAAGUACUGUGUGAUAGAAACCAAGGGUCUACCAGUGGUAAAAGACUUUUACAUCUUGCCGCUGGCUGCUGAAGAUACUCCACAUCCAUCUUUACUUCCAUUCACUGGACCAGGGUUGCACGAUACUGGCCGCAAUGUGAUUCUAGGCAUACUUAUUCGUCACAUAUCAGCUCCAGCUAUAUAUGACGACGUCAGACUUCUUUCUUCAGCGAGUGGCGAUACCAGAACUGUUUCUUCAUUACCAUGUACAUCGAAGGAUGGUGGCCAACAGAAGACGGACGUCAAAUUUCACCCGCUUCGUAUACGAUCAAGCAUGGACCACAUUUCGCUAGGUCGCAGACCAUCAGACAGUGUCGCUGGCAUUCCUUGUCUGAAAUCUCCAUCUGGAUCUUCCAAGUCCAGUACCGCAUCUUCCGCAGGGACCUCUGGUGCUGAUUCCGUCAUAAACGCGACCAUGAGCUCUUUGGCUAAAACGCUUAACGACUGGGUGCCUGCAAAUCCACCGCCUCCCGUACCAAAACCGCCGAUAAACUCUAGGCAUGAUGGAAUUGAUACGCGCUUAAAGGAUAAGCAAAAGAAUCGAACGAAGAGGUCAGUAUCAGUCGAAAGUCAUUCCGAAGAAGCGAUCCCAUUUCCAACAAGCAUGAACGAAUGGAUGGCUUUGAUGUCAUCCAUGAUGUUCUCUAUGCUUCAGACGACACCGCCUUGUUGGCCACCAACCAGUUCUGCUUCAGCUGCAACUCCACCUGCUCCAUUUGUCGUGCGACCACCAGUACCCCGGCUUCCUGUCCCGGUAAGAAACCCUAAUCCGAACACGCCGUUACCCGUGAUGCCUGCCCCGUCGCCGUAUUACAUUCCUGUUGUACCGUCUAUUCGCCCACCGAUGUCAGUGCCGGUUGCGGUACCACCUUUCCUUCCUCGUGCGGUUCGCCCCUCAACGACUUUCCCGGUCGGUCCAAACCUUCAGAAUAAUAUCCUUGAAGAAGGAGAGAUCAGAGACGAAGACGAGAGUGACACUGCUCACAAUAUCGCCAAACGCAGCCGACUCGCAUAUGACGAACCUGCGAGCAGGAGCACAAGGUCCGUGGAUGUUGUACGACCGCCAGCUGCUGUCUUUCCAAAGAUUGUUCAGCCACCGCAGCAACAACCUCCAACUUUGCCAGCCUUGCCACCAAAUUUCCCGAUGCUGCGUAUGCGACCGCCGCCGUUUUUCGAUUUCACCCGUCCUCCACCACCGAUUCCACGUGCUCGCUUCCAGGAACCCGUGAAUUUUGCACGUUUUCGGCUGCCAAAUGUUCCUGUAACGGCCAGUUUUGGUCCGACUGGAGUCCGUCCGCCGCCGAACAUUGCGAAAUACGGUGAACAUCGAUGA